This is a messenger RNA of Acanthopagrus latus (yellowfin seabream), 2813 nucleotides long. Its product is annotated as probable carboxypeptidase X1. The coding region runs from base 293 to 2401 and encodes 702 amino acids. NCBI's taxonomy places the organism in Eukaryota, Metazoa, Chordata, Actinopteri, Spariformes, Sparidae. Gene Ontology annotation, molecular function: metallocarboxypeptidase activity; zinc ion binding. Gene Ontology annotation, biological process: proteolysis. The record is from RefSeq and is a predicted model, not a curated record. The transcript is spliced from 16 exons.
AACCACAACUACUGAAGCUCUGACCAAAGACCCUAAAGCAGCAGAGAGAACAGAGUCAAGAAAAGUAACAGAAGAAGAAGAAGGUCCUUUAGAAUUGGACACAGCCUUGCUGUUAAAGUCGACAGUUGAAGUGGACAGUGUUAUGUAUCUGUGCAAACUCUCAGAAGCUCCCUGAAAACACAGUUACCAGAGGUUCAUUUUGUGGAGUAAAUGUGCAGCUGAGUUUGCAUCCUGAGGAGAUAGAUUCAACAAACCUGUAAACUCAAGACUGGUGGUGUUCUGGGAUCAAGAGAUGCCCGUCAAGAGAAGGACCACCAGGAGUGUUAAGGUAGCAAAGAAGAAACCCAAAACAAUCCAGAAGAACCCCAAACUCAUCGCCAAGAAGCCAAAGGUUGUUAAGAAAGCCAAACCUCAAGUCAAACAAAGAGCGAGCCCGUCAGUGGCCACGGAGACAGUUCCACAAUGUCCUCCGCUGGGUCUGGAGUCACUGAAGGUCAAAGACGCUCAGCUGAGAGCAUCAUCAUAUAAGCGCAGAGGACUGGGCCCUCACCGAGGCCGACUCAACAUCCAGUCGGGUAUAGAAGAUGGUGACGUCUAUGAUGGAGCCUGGUGUGCUCAGUACAGAGACAAGAAUCAGUGGCUGGAGGUCGACGCCCAGCGACUGACUCGCUUCACUGGGGUCAUCCUGCAGGGUCGCAACUCCAUCUGGAGCUGGGAUGUGGUGCACACCUACAAGGUGCAGUUCAGCAACGACUCGCUGGUGUGGAAGCCUUGUAUGAACGGGACUGAAGAGGCUGUAUUCGAAGGGAACCAGGAUGCAGAGACGCCCGUCCUCGCCCUUUUCAACACUUCCACAGUGGCCCGUUACAUUCGAAUCAACCCGCAGACCUGGUACCAGAACGGGACGCAGGGUGACAUCUGCCUGAGAGCAGAGGUGUUGGGCUGCACACUCCCAGAUCCGAAUAAUAUCUACGCGUGGCAGACCGAGGCGACUGGGUCCAGAGACAAACUGGACUUCAGACACCACAACUACAAGGAGAUGAGAAAGCUGAUGAAGUCGGUGAGCGAGGCGUGUCCUGACAUCACCCGCAUCUACAGCAUCGGGAAGAGCUACACAGGCCUGAAGCUCUACGUCAUGGAGAUCUCCGACAACCCCGGAAAACACGAACUGGGAGAGCCAGAGUUCCGAUACGUUGCAGGGAUGCAUGGGAACGAGGUGCUGGGCCGAGAGCUCCUGCUCAACCUGAUGCAGUUCAUGUGCCAGGAGUACAAACGUGGGGACCAGCGCAUCGUCCACCUGGUCAAAGAGACCCGCAUCCACCUCCUGCCGUCCAUGAACCCUGACGGAUACGAGAUGGCUUUUAAAAAGGGCUCGGAGCUGUCAGGCUGGGCUCUGGGCCGUUACAGCCAUGAAUGGAUCGACAUGAACCACAAUUUCGCCGACCUCAACUCGGGGAUGUGGACCGCCAUCGAGCUGGAGACGGACCAGUCCAAACUCAUCAACCACUACUUCCCCAUCCCUGAGCAGUACACCUCGGAGGAGGCCUUUGUGGCGUCAGAGACCCGAGCUGUCAUCAACUGGAUGCAGAACAUCCCAUUUGUUCUCAGUGCUAACCUCCACGGUGGAGAGCUGGUGGUCACCUACCCGUACGACAUGACCCGGGACUGGGCUCCUCGCGAGCACACACCCACUCCUGAUGAGAGCUUCUUCCGCUGGCUGGCCACAGCAUACGCCAGCACCAAUCGGGUGAUGUCCAACCCAGACCGGCGGCCCUGCCACAACAAAGACUUCCUCAGGUACAACAACAUCAUCAACGGAGCCGACUGGCACAACGUACCAGGAAGUAUGAAUGACUUCAGCUACCUGCACACCAACUGUUUUGAGGUGACGGUGGAGUUGUCCUGUGAUAAGUUUCCUCAUGCCAGUGAGCUUCCCAUUGAAUGGGAGAACAACAAAGAAUCUCUGCUGAUUUACAUGGAGCAGGUCCACAGAGGAAUUAAGGGUGUGGUUCGUGAUAAAGAUACAGAGGCUGGUAUAGCAGAUGCCAUCAUCAAAGUUGAUGACAUUAAUCAUCAUAUUAGAUCAGUUGCUGAUGGCGACUACUGGCGGCUUCUGAAUCCAGGUGAGUACAAGGUGACAGUCAGCGCAGAAGGCUACCUCCCCUCCUCCCGCACCUGCCACGUCAUGUACGACCACUACCCAACAAUCUGCGACUUCCGCCUCACCAAGGUGCCCAAACAGAGGCUAAAGGACAUUUUGGCGAAGGGAGGGAAGCUCCCUAAGGACCUGCAGCUGCGGCUGAGACAGCUCCGCCUGCGGAAGCUCCGAGUCACCACCAAGGCCAUGAACCAGAGGCGUGCUGCUGCUGCUGCUACUGCCAAGCAGGCCAAGAGGGUGUGAUGAUGAGAAAUGUGAGAACAAAGCAGGACUUGGUUCUGUUCACUCUGGGUUCAGAGACACCCAUCUUCACUGGAUUCAUAGUACUUAAAGGCUGUUAUUAAGGAGGAUAAGGCAGCUGGGCACCAUGUUGUUCUGCACCUGAGAAAUGAACAGUCUCACCUUCUGCUGUGGAGCAGCAGAGCAACUGAGGGAACAGUAGGAUUUUUAUGGAUGCAUUUAUGGUUGAUAACAGUUUAGAUAUCUUUACCAUGUUUCUUUCAAUGUUUCAGGUCAAACUGUUUUGUUUUCAGCAAAUUCAAUUGCCACAACACAAUAAAAUAAACUAUUGACAAAAACGUCAUCACUUACACAUGAAAAAUAAGUGUUUAUAUCUGGUGAAGCCAUUAGAGAACGUAAGUUGAGUGAGAAUCAU